Molecule: messenger RNA, 1169 nt
Organism: Melanaphis sacchari
Lineage: Eukaryota; Metazoa; Arthropoda; Insecta; Hemiptera; Aphididae
Exons: 2
Coding region: 281-751 (156 amino acids)
Source: RefSeq, a predicted model, not a curated record
CCGCCGUGAUCCUAGUGUUCGGGUUCAGAAAAACACAUACAAACAUACGUUAACUUCAACACUCAAACACACACACACAAACCAACUGUAACACACGCACGCGCGCGAUCGCGCCUCUCUCUAACCCACAUAAUAUCCGUCCUCGGCUCGCAAUUAAUCGUAGUAGUGUAUUCUGCUGCUUCCGAGACGUACAUUCGUGUGUGGGUUAUUAACGUUUGAGACUGCACAGAGUCAGUUUUAAUUUUUAAUUUUUCAUCUUUCGUUUUCAACAACAGAAAUAAUGGCAAAGUUCGCGAUCAAAGCCCUCGUCGUCACCGCACUGGUGUGCCUCGUUUUUGACUUGGCCGCGUCCGAUAACAGUCAACAGCAUCAUCAAAACGAGGACUUACACCAGCAGAUGGCCGGGCACGUCGACAAGGACACAUCUGCGGAGACCACGCCGUCACCCAGCACGUUCAAGGACAAGUUCAAGGGAUUCGUGAGCAGCGUCAAAGAGGGAGCGUCCGAAGCGCUGGACAAACUGGACGAAAAACGCAAGGAAGCGGUUGCCGGCACUAAGAAGCUGGUGAAUGGCGCCAUCGACAAGAUCAAGCACUCGUACGACUCGUUAAAGAACGGCAACUCCGAGGAGAAUGUACCAAGGGUUCCGGAUUCGUCGUCGGAAGAACAUGUCAAGAACGCCGCCGACAAAGCUAAGGAAGCCAAAGACGCUGUUGUCGACAAGACUCAGAACUUCAUGAAAUCCGAAUAAUUCAAUUGAUGACCCGUCAUAUAUAUACGACCCACCAGCUCUCCAAUCACACUACAUAUUAUGUUGUGAUAAUAAUAUAUCAUAUCGCAUUAUAAUAUUAUUAUUUAUUACUUUUUUCAUGUAUUAAUAACAGUCACAUAUUAUGUUAUAAGCUUCCUCGAGAAUCCCGUGACAAUAUUUUUUGUCUAUCGACAGUGCCCAUAAUCGCGUUACAAUAUAUGAUGGUAAUAUUAGCCAUUUGAACAGUAAGAUCGCCUUGUAAUUAUGCAUGUAACGCGUUCUGCGGUAGAUUGUUUUCCAUUUUUACCUUUAAAACUUCCAGUACAUUUUAAAACGUAUUAUGUUAGCACGAUAUGCAUAAGCCGACAAUAUUGUUACUGUUAAUAUUGUCAAUAUAUUAUUAAUAUUAGCAUUACUC